AUGGCGUCAUACGACACUGGUUGGGAAGAUGAACUAUUUCAACAUCCCGUUGGCCACACGUUGCAUUGUGGUAUAUGUCUGAAUGUUUUGAAGGAUCCAGUUUCGUGUCGACAUAAUGAGCAUUUGUUCUGUCAAGCUUGUAUCACCAUACAUCUCAUGAACUUUCAAACAUGUCCAUCGUGUAUGGAACCACUCACUGUCGAAUCACUGCGCCAAGCACCUCGGACCGCAACGAACUUACUUUCCGAAUUAAAGAUCCGCUGUCAAUUCUUCAAUCGUGGUUGCAGACAGUUUGUUGAAUUAGGAGAUCUCGAAAGGCAUGUCACUGACUGUGGGUUUGCCCCAGCAGUCUGCUCUAACGAAGGAUGCCAACUUGAGGUGAAUAAACAAGAUUUACUACACCAUGAAACAGCUGUGUGUGAACUACGCAAAGUCAAGUGCCACAAUUGCAACGAAAUCAAACAAGAGAUGGAUACAGUGAAAGUUAAUUUGGCAGCAAUGAAUGAAAAGUUGAAAGGAGUUGGGGAUCAGUUGGACAGAAAUAAGGAACAGACGCACAAAAAUCAGGAGAAUGUUAAAACAGAGUUUGGAAAUGUGGUCACAAAAGUUGAACUGGUUCAAGAACAACUUAACAAGCAGGAAGAAAGCAAUCGUCAGCUCCAAGCGGACAAUGUAGAAAUGAAGAGAAGUUUAAAUGAAAUUAUGAAACAACUCGAAAGAAUGACGCAACAAACAUCGCAUGAAGUUCAGACUGAAGAAAUGAAGAAAGAUAUCGCGGAAGGUGGAAUGGAUAGAGAGCCGAAGGUCCUUAUUGCUGGAGGCUGGAGUGGGAGAGGAAAUCUAAAUUCAGUGGAAAUGUUCAGUCUCUUAAACGCAACUUGGACACCACUAAAGCCAAUGAAAGAAGGUCGUAACAGAGCAUCUUCAGUUGUUCACAACAAUCAAAUUUUUGUCAUGGGAGGUGCGGGUAACAGUGGAGGAAUCAAGUCAAUUGAAAAACUAUCACUGAAUGCUGUUCAAGUUGAUCAGUCCAUAACUUGGGAUUCAAACGUUCUGGCUGAGUUACCUGCACCAUUGAAUGGACAGUGCAGUGUAGUUUAUAAUGGACGGUUGAUAGUGAUUGGAGGUUUUGAUGGUAGUAAAUGUGCAUAUUCUGAUCGUAUUACUGAGAUUUCCCUUGUCCCACCUUAUACCAGUAAACUGUUGGCUACCAUGCCACAGGCAAGAUAUCUUCAUGGUGUUGCAAUGUUUGGUGACAAAAUACUGAUUCUUGGAGGCAAGCACAAUCAUUCUUCCAGUACAAAUCUUGCAAGUGUUUUGUUGUAUGAUAUUACUAAGAAUAAAUGUAAGGAGUCAGCAGCCCUCCCCUACCCCGUGUCUGCAAUGGCCACAGUCAAGUGGGGUGAUGACAGUGUGAUCAUAGCGGGUGGUGUUGACAGUAACGCUCAACUAUUAAACAAAGUUUUAUUAUACAACAUGAAGACCCAGAAGAGUCUUAUGUUACCAGACAUGAAGUAUAAGAGGAGAGAAUGUGUGGCUGCAGUUGUCAGAGACACUGUGAUUGUCAUGGGAGGCCAUGAUGAAACACACUUAAAGUCUGUAGAAUGUUUUCGAUUUGAUCGCUAUAGCUGGCAAGAACUUCCUGAAAUGCAGGAAGAGAGAUCCUGGGCCACUGCAGUUGUAUGUUAA
This is a messenger RNA of Paramuricea clavata, 1689 nucleotides long. NCBI's taxonomy places the organism in Eukaryota, Metazoa, Cnidaria, Anthozoa, Malacalcyonacea, Plexauridae. The record is from the annotation of a GenBank genome assembly.